Messenger RNA from Cyclopterus lumpus (lumpfish), 408 nucleotides. RefSeq names its product neuromedin Bb (gene nmbb). The record is from RefSeq and is a predicted model, not a curated record. Gene Ontology annotation, cellular component: neuron projection. Gene Ontology annotation, molecular function: neuromedin B receptor binding; neuropeptide hormone activity. Bases 1 to 408 code for a protein of 135 amino acids. NCBI's taxonomy places the organism in Eukaryota, Metazoa, Chordata, Actinopteri, Perciformes, Cyclopteridae. Gene Ontology annotation, biological process: neuropeptide signaling pathway; positive regulation of hormone secretion. The transcript has 3 exons.
AUGAGAGGCUUUACGCUGAAUAAUGUGUGCCACUGUAGCUUAUUUGCUUGUCUUGUACUCUUUUCUUUCAUGUCUUUCACUGCUGCAGUCAGUUUCGACCUGUCUGAGCUUCGGAAUAAAGUUGCAAAAAUUAAAGUGAAUCCAAGAGGCAAUCUUUGGGCAACAGGACAUUUCAUGGGCAAGAAGAGCGUGAUGGAUACCCCCCUGCUGCCUCCAGCUCAGGGGCAGGGUGUCGAUGCGCUGGAAGUCAGCCUCCCCGUGGAGCAGAGCGCGCUCGUGGAGCUCUUUCGCGAGUUCCUGCGGGGGGCGUUGCAAGCGCAGGUGGAUACACGAGAGAGCCGCACGAAAAAUCAGGAGGCGGACAUGCUGAUGAAGAUUUUAGAGAGCUACUUCCAAAGCCGAAAGUGA